UUUCUUUUUUUUUUCCUUUUUUAUUUUAAAAAUAAUGCCACGUCAAGCAAUAGCAGAAGCAAAACUUCGGAAAUUAUUAGAAUUAAAUGGAAAGUUAAAAGAUCAAUUAGAAAUAUCUCGUAUACCAGUUUCAGAAGCAAGUCGAUCUCUUAUUGAAUAUUGUCAAACAAAUCAAGAUAUGAUGAUACCUUCAGUAUGGGGCAAUAGGAAUCCUGAUCCUUUCGCAGAACCAACUGCUGGAUGUGGCUGUGUUUUAAUGUAGACAUUUAUCAAUAUACACAGUGCACAGCACACACACAUACACAUGUAUAUAUAUUUUUGUUAUAUACAUAUUUAAUGAUUAGGGGAAAAGAAAAGAAAAAAAAAAGGAGAGAGCCAUAUAUAUUUAUAUCAUUAUCUACAUUUUAUAGCUGUUUGAUUCAUUAUGUUUAUUUAUUAAAAUAUGUAUGUAUACGUUUAUCAGCUUAUUUUUAUAAUAUAUAGCUAUCAUGGUCUAUAACACAUCACUAUUAUUAUGUUACAUAACAUUACUGAGUUUCAAGUAAACUAUAAAACAAUACUAUAUUAUUUACAAGUAAUAAUAUUCUAUAUACUACACUAUUAUUUAAGAUAAUCUUCCAUGAUUAAUAUUAUUACUAUUACUACUACUACUACUACUACUAUUUCCUGUAAUUAUAUCAUUGGGAGCUGGUGUACUCAACAUAAUUUCAACUGCUCUA
Messenger RNA from Cokeromyces recurvatus, 719 nucleotides. Its product is annotated as G-protein gamma-like domain-containing protein. Gene Ontology annotation, cellular component: heterotrimeric G-protein complex. The record is from RefSeq and is a predicted model, not a curated record. Gene Ontology annotation, biological process: G protein-coupled receptor signaling pathway. The transcript is spliced from 2 exons. Gene Ontology annotation, molecular function: G-protein beta-subunit binding. The coding region runs from base 35 to 262 and encodes 75 amino acids. NCBI's taxonomy places the organism in Eukaryota, Fungi, Mucoromycota, Mucoromycetes, Mucorales, Mucoraceae.